CUUUUACGUUGCACCUAACGGCACGAGCACGGCGUCCGGACGAAAUCAUGAAAAUAAUAAUCGAAAUAAGCCGCGACGGCGCCCCACUGGGCAGUUCGUUCCUUCCGACUACCACGCCGACCCGCCCAGCACCAAGACGGCUGGAGGACCGCAACGUCAAGAGCCUCCUCUACUCAUAACUCGGAAGCGCCGGCGCGCGACCACGACGUACAGGUUCAAGUACAUGUUGUUUUGGGAGCUAAUGAUGAGUGCCGCGAAUUUCCUGGGCUGGUACACUGGCGUGACCAGUCUCGCGCGCGUGGAACACCACCUGUUGCACGAGCGGCCGUACUGGAAUCGCACGCAGGGGCGGGACCACAUCUUCGUGCAGGCUUCCUCCGGCUGGCUCACGUCCAUUUUGGACAAAAAUUCGAUCGUGCUCGGGGUGGAGGGGCGGCCGAUCAAGUCGUUGCAGAUGGACGGCGUGUUUCCGAGUCUCGACGGCGCGCCGGCGCGAGCCAUUUUGAAUUACAAGCGCCAGCUUUUAAAACUGCCCCUGGUAGAGGUGUCGGAGAGCGAUCGGGAACUGUUGAGGAAAACCACUGGUGCUGCCGCUUCUAGAAGUAGUACAACGGUCGCGGCGGAAAACAGCAAUGAAUUGACGAGGACAGCAGGAGAGGAGGUGGUCGAGGUAGUGGAUGUUGCCCCUGUCGAAAAUCCUGCUCUCGAUAGCAAGCGGAAGAAGCGGCAGCAAACGCACUGCCCGCUGGGAGAGUGCCACCAGCCGAACAACGCGCGCCACAUGAUUCUGCCGUCGGUCGUGGACCAGGCGAAGGCGACGCUGCUGCUCGCCAACUGGCCGCUGGAGUUCAGCACGGAGGAGUACGCGUCCGCCAUGUCUGCGGUUGGGCCGUCUUCUUUGUCCAGCGCGCUUGCUCCGUCCUCGUCGUUUAGCGCGAAGAGAAAGAAGAGUGUACAGAGAAGUGUACAAGUAGGACAACCUCCAGCCACGAUAACGAUCUCGCAUGGUGUUUCUGAGAUGCCGAGUGCAGCGUUUCUGAGAUCCUGGGAACGGAACCGGACGAUGCUGGCGUGCUUCCACGGGCACAUGGCACACAUCGGACGUCACAUCGACGGGGACUUUGUGAACAACGCGUACGUCGGCGUGAACGAGACUGUGCGCCGCACCCUGAAGCUGCAGUUGGGGCAUCAUGGCGGUACCAGCAUCGGCGGACCGGUGCCGUUCGAGCAGUACGUCAAGCGAAUCGGAAAGUGCAAAUAUUGCCUCUGCCCGAAGGGACUCACGAGCUACACUUCAAGGUUGUAUGAGUCUUUCUUCACUGGUUGUUUGCCGGUCAUCAUGAGCGACGACCUGGAAGCGCCGUUCGAGGGUGAGAAAAUCAGCUGGAAUCGCGCGGCGUUGCGCAUUUCGCAUUUCACCGAGCCGCAUGACCUGCUCGCCCGCCUCACGGGCCACCGACUCGAGCGGCCGCCAUCUCCAUCUUCUCUCGACGCCAUCGGAAACCGCAGCGUCGUGCCUGGCGACGACGAUUCGCAAAACCAGAAACAGCGCGAACGGGAUCAGGAGCAGACUUCGUACCGCGGGAUUUUCAGCGAGGAACAGAUGGCCCGUCGAGCUGUGGGAAAGUGGAAUGUGGAGCCGCUCCCUCCGUGGCAGAGCGUCUUGAAAAGCGGGGCCGACUCCGCCUGCUGGAUGGACUACGUGGGCGUGCUGGGUAUCCCGCCGACGGUCUGCAGCCCUUACAGGGCGGUGAUUGAUCGUCUCCGACUGCUCAAGUGGAACGGUCAGGCAGCAAGAGUAGAGUGAGCGCACGUGAACUGCGGUCGAGACGGCCUGCCCGACCCCGCGCCUGGCCGAGCGCACAACGCACAGCAACAGGGUCGGGA
Messenger RNA from Amoebophrya sp. A120, 1887 nucleotides. The record is from the annotation of a GenBank genome assembly. Lineage: Eukaryota; Dinophyceae; Syndiniales; Amoebophryaceae.